Messenger RNA from Condylostylus longicornis, 774 nucleotides. RefSeq names its product trypsin-like. Gene Ontology annotation, molecular function: serine-type endopeptidase activity. Gene Ontology annotation, biological process: proteolysis. Bases 1 to 774 code for a protein of 257 amino acids. The record is from RefSeq and is a predicted model, not a curated record. The transcript has 3 exons. NCBI's taxonomy places the organism in Eukaryota, Metazoa, Arthropoda, Insecta, Diptera, Dolichopodidae.
AUGUUUCGUGUAUUGAUUAGCGCUUUAGUCAUCUUUUUGGUAUUUAUUUCUAAUGCUAAGACGCAGUCUUCUGAUUCUCCAUUAGAAAUUAACGAUCGAAUAGUUGGUGGUUCAGCAGUAAAAGUUAGAUAUCGCAACUUUCAAGUUGCCCUUAUAGUAGGACCAUAUGUUUGUGGUGGCUCAUUACUUUCGAUGCAAUGGAUUUUGUCUGCUGCUCAUUGUGUAUAUGGAGAGUCAGUAAGUUCGACAUACGCCCGUGCCGGUUCUAAUAAUUGGGAUUAUGGUGGUGUUGUAAAAUGGGCCAAAACACUUAUACCUCAUAGUAACUAUGAUCCAGAAACAUAUGAUUUUGAUAUUUCUCUGAUUCUUCUAAAGAGUCCUUUCACAAGAAAUGAAUUUGUGGAUUCUAUUCCAAGAGCUUCAAAUCUACCAGCAGAUGGUAAACUCUUGGAAGUAUCAGGUUAUGGUACGACUUCAUCAGGGGGUAAUUUUGCACCAUAUUUGCUAAAUGUUUUCGUCAAUAUGAUCUCAUUUGAAAAAUGUAAUCAGUUAUACGAUGGUGAAUUGACUGAAAGAAUGUUUUGUGCUGGUGUACCAGAGGGUGGAAAAGAUUCAUGUCAAGGUGAUUCUGGUGGUCCGAUAACAUAUAAUGGAUAUUUGAUAGGUGUUGUUUCAUGGGGCUAUGGAUGUGCUGCAAAAGAAUACCCUGGGGUUUAUACAAGAGUACCAUAUUUUGACACGUGGAUUGAAAAUACGAUGAGAAAUAAUAAUUAA